Molecule: messenger RNA, 252 nt
Organism: Laccaria bicolor S238N-H82
Lineage: Eukaryota; Fungi; Basidiomycota; Agaricomycetes; Agaricales; Hydnangiaceae
Exons: 1
Coding region: 1-252 (83 amino acids)
Source: RefSeq, a predicted model, not a curated record
AUGAAAUCUACAUCAUGUAUCAUGCUUUCUUGUCACUAUCGCCCAUCUCAUUCACUGUAUAUCACCUUGCAUGGUAGAUCGUUUGUUUCUUGGAUUGUAUUAUAUAUGAAGUACAUACCGUCUCAGUUUGUGUCGCAAUGUAUCUACUACAUAUACCAGGUUCAAACUAAUGCCAAUUCAAUGAUGCUCUCUCUACGCUUGGACAGAAUGGACCUAAUGAACAAACGGUAUCCAGAACAUUCUUCGCCAUAG